Messenger RNA from Linnemannia hyalina, 2943 nucleotides. Lineage: Eukaryota; Fungi; Mortierellomycota; Mortierellomycetes; Mortierellales; Mortierellaceae. The record is from the annotation of a GenBank genome assembly.
AUGGUCAACCUCUCCGACAAGAAAGAGAGCGUCCUCUCCAGGAUUCCGGCGUCGACGAUACCGUACGUCCACACUAUCUUUGGAGCCUCUGCGUUUGUGUUUGCGCUCAUCAUUGGAUGUUAUGGCCAUUACUACAAGAUUGUCACCAACGGUGUUGCCACAUACCCAGACGAAUGGUUCCCGAGUGUGAGUGCCACAACAGGAGACUGGUAUCCAGAGAGGAACAUCUGUCAAAUUCUCAUUGCCCUCGCAUCAGGCCCACGCUUGAUGCUCUGCUACCUCUGGUACCUUCUCGUCCUCAGGAACGUUCCCACCAGCGGAUCUGACAGCUUUGCAAAAUUCCUCUUCACCAACGAUGUCAUCCGGACAGUCGCCUGUGGAGGCUGGGUCUAUGUCACCUCCUCGGACGACCAUGGCAUCCACGACUUUGCGAUGAUUAUUUACUUACUCUGCACGAUCCCUCAUGUCAUCGGGACCAUCAAGAGCGCGCCCCAGAACCCGCGUGCUGAAAGGCUGAGACGCCAAUUCGCGUAUUCGUUCUUUGGUGCCCUUUUCCCGAUGGUUUAUUUCUUUAUCCAGCACAAUAUCCACCGCGUCCCUGGAGCAUACACAUACUACGCGCUGUUCGAGUGGUCGCUCAUCUUUUCGGAUUUGGCGUUCGACGCAGUGUGCAUGAUCGACUUUGAGGCGUUCGAGAUCCGGGUGGUUGAUGUCGGCAUGGGCGGGAGUGGCAACUAUGAUGUCGGCAGCAGUUCUUUCAACGAGCUCAAGACGUUUGGGGGUGGGAGCAAGUCAAAGUCGAUCGUGAGUCCUGUCAGGCUUAUGGAUUCGCUUUCCUUUGUUGCCGAUGUCUAUCUUGCGUUUGUGUUUUGGUCAAUGUUGACGUCGCUGCCGUUGAUGAUCUGGUACUUCCCUCUCUGGCACAUGGGUCUCUCGGGCUACGAAGCGUUCCUCUUCUGUAACGUCUCAGUGGGACUCUUGGGCUUUGCCUCUCUUCGACGCAAAGUCGACACAUCUAGGGGUUGGUUCCACCUCGCCUCACUUAUUGGAAUCUACUCUUACAAGGUCCUCGACCCAGCCUAUCGUCUCAUGGCGGUUGCUGCAGGAGUCUCGCUUUCGCUGUUGACUUGGGGCGCUACCUUGUUCAGUCAACGUGCUCAGAAUGGACGGGCGGAGAGAGGAGUGUUGACUUUGGCGUUGGGGUUGAUCCUCCAUAAUGUCAUCAAGCAAGCUUGGUGGGCUAAUAACCCGAUCUGGCCCAUCAUGGAUGAAAAGACAGGUGGGGCUAAUAUGUUGGGACUUGUGGUGGGCAUCUUGGCGAGCGUGCAGGUCAUUCGGCGACAGGAGCCUCAUGAGUACGAGGCCAAGCCAAAUGAGAUCCCGGGGGUUGUCAGGAAACAGCAAGGCGAGAGCUGGAUCUUUUCGGCGGUUGGUGCGGGAGGAUAUUUGUUCUGUCUGCACUCAAUGUUUACGGAAGCUGCGACGAUCAGUCGGUGGUCUUUGGGCGGGUAUCCGAACACAGGACCGGGACCUAUCGCGGGAGGGUUGAUGGUUAUUAUGGCCAUGGCUGGGGGAUUGGCACUUUCGUCGAAACGGCAGUUGGUUACUUCUUGGAUCUGGUUUGGAGUUGGGACGGUUGGCUUGUUCAUCUUGCAUCGUGUUGAAGGCGAUGUGGGGUUCUUUGGAGGGAUUCUGUUUACUGUCUUUGUGUUGUCGCUCUUCCCGACUAUCUUCCGGUCUCUGGGCCGUCAAUCGCCUGGUCGUGCUUUCUUGGUCACAGUCUUGGUCUACAACUUUUUGGCACUGGCUCAUGUCUGGGUGGUGGCCUAUGCGUUCGUCCCUGGUGGGGAGGUUAUGCGAGAACGGACGGACCUUGUCAUCUUUGCCAUGCAGGCCUGUCUGGCCCUGGGGAUCCACAACACUCAUUCGACCAACUGGACUUUCCUCACCGAGACCCGUAAGCGGUCUGCCUUCUCGAUCGCUCGCCUCUAUAGCAAGGUUUCUCUUGUCGGUCUCAUCCUCUGUUCUGUCUUUAUUUGUCUCCGUCGUCUGCCCAGGGAGAGCCCUAAACCCUAUCAUCCCGAGCACCGCCUGAUCACUGCAGGGAUCUGGACCAUCCAUUUCGCGAUCGACGACGAGAUGCGAAAUAGUGAACUCCGAAUGCGCGAUGCGAUCCGGGACCUCGAGCUGGACGUGAUUGGGUUGUUGGAAUCAGACCUCCAACGCAUGAUUAUGGGCAACCGCGACUUGACACAGUUCCUGGCCGAGGACCUCAACAUGUACGCCGACUAUGGUCCUGGCCCGACCAAGCAUACCUGGGGAUGCACGAUGCUCUCUAAAUUCCCGAUCAAACAUUCCACCCACCACCUCCUCCCCUCGCCCAAGGGCGAACUCGCCUGUGCAAUCCACGCAACGCUGGAUGUCUACGGCAAGGACGUCGAUGUGAUUGUCUCCCACAACGGGCAAGAAGAGGACCUCCGCGACCGACAACUCCAAACCACAGAACUGGGUCGAAUCAUGCGCGAGUCCAACAAUCCGUUCCUCUUCCUUGGCUACGUCGUCACAAAACCUGGCCAAGGAGAAGAAAUCUAUGAGCUCUUGAUGGAUGGCGGGAGAAUGCACGAUAUCGAACCCAAGGAUUGGGACCGGUGGUGUGAGUACCUCGCCUUUAGGGGUCUGAAACGGACAGGGUAUGCGCGCGUCUCGCAUGGUGGUAUUACAGAUACAGAGAUCCAGGUUGGAAAGUAUGUAGUUCCUGAGGAGACGCGGGCGAGUAGUGAGCAUCGGAGGAUACCAUUGGAGGAGUUUAAGAAGCUAGAGGCGUAUGAACAAAUUGAGGAGGACCAGGUUCCUGUAGGGUUGAGGUACCCGACCAUGUUUUAUGGGGAGGGUGUUCGUGGUCAUCGAUUCCAUGUCUUUGAUCGUCCUUAUUACUAUGCUUAG